AUGGAAGUCAUACGCCGUUCCUUUGUCCUUCUCCUAGGCCUGGGCGCAUCGUUCGCUUCCGCGCAGAAACUCCACAGCUCAUGCGCCGACCUCAAGGGCAAGAACUCCGAAGGCGUGGAGACCAACUACGGCGACGUGCGAGGAUCCAUCGCCGUCGCCAUCCAGGAAGUCGGGGCCAUCGCCGAGACAGCACGCGAUUAUAUGAAGAAGGCGGCGGACAAGACCGGCGACGACUUUGAUAUCACGAGGACUGUCCAAUCUUUCUAUGCGUUUCAGGGCGAGAAGGAUGGGGAUGAGUCGACUUCGGAAGGACGUUGGGAUACGGCCAUUAAAAGCCUCGAACGGCUCAUGAACUAUGUGGAGAAUCGAAACACACAGGAUCCCCCGUUUCUAUGCGGUGAUGGACACUUGACCAAAUUCACGCACUAUCAGAACGGCGAGCGGAUCCAGGCUCAAGAUGAAGACGGAAAUGCCUUUGACACGUAUAUGUAUUUCGACGGCUUCUCCGGACAAUGGUGGGCAAUCGCCGAGCCCGCCUGCGAAGAUGACCCAGGGACCAUCGCCAUCACGCACCCAGGCGGAUACAUCCAAGUCUGUCCGGCAGCGUUCUCAUUUGCACAGAUGACAGCGCCUCGAGAUACGAUCGACUCCGACAAGAGCGAGGACUCGUCGGUGGAUUGGAGCGAUAAGGAAUACGAGGGUGAUUAUCGCCAAUCGCUGGAUUAUUGGGCUACUCCGCUCAGCUAUAGCAUGUUUCAUGAGUUGACGCAUUUCUUGCUCGGUUAUGACGACCAUAAGAUCUCUGAACCCGUCAGCUGGAUUGGCGGUACUGUCAACAAGGCCUACAAGUUCAACGGCGCCACUCAAUUGGUCAAGGAAGAUAUUGACAAAGUCUCGGAUAAUGUCGAUAGUCUAGGCAUGAUGGCACUGUCCCUCUUCAUGAAAGCCUGUAACUGGAGCUCCGGCCGUGCGAGAGGCAAGGACAACUAG
Molecule: messenger RNA, 990 nt
Organism: Aspergillus melleus
Lineage: Eukaryota; Fungi; Ascomycota; Eurotiomycetes; Eurotiales; Aspergillaceae
Exons: 5
Coding region: 1-990 (329 amino acids)
Molecular function (GO): metallopeptidase activity
Source: RefSeq, a predicted model, not a curated record